This is a messenger RNA of Westerdykella ornata, 1014 nucleotides long. RefSeq lists its product as uncharacterized. Bases 1 to 801 code for a protein of 266 amino acids. The transcript is spliced from 2 exons. The record is from RefSeq and is a predicted model, not a curated record. NCBI's taxonomy places the organism in Eukaryota, Fungi, Ascomycota, Dothideomycetes, Pleosporales, Sporormiaceae.
AUGGCAUCGCCAACCUUCUACCUCCUCAAACCCGAACGCGUCGAACCCGCAUCCGACGCUCUCUCCUGGCUAGGCCGCAUAACGCAAAACCCCGCCGCCCCAGACGCAAACUUCACGCCCAUCGCACCACAGCGUCUCCUCGCGCGGCAUCCCACCUCGGAAACCGAAAUCGCCAAUGCGACCGCCUUCAACCACCAGAAGGCGCUGGAUGCGCUGUGCGAGGAUGAAGGCGUCAGGCGCGAUCUGGCGCGCAUGCUGAGGCCUGGCGGCGAGCCGGCGUACUUCAUCGUGGGUAUGUUGAUCUGGCAGGAUGCAACGUUUGUGGAUCGGCGGGUGAAGGCUAGGGGAGUCGGGGCGUCGCUCGAGUUGCCCGUCUCGAUGGCCGUUGCGGCGACCACGGGGGUCGUGAUCCCGAUUCAUGGGAUGAUGGAUCCCUCUGUCGGGUCGGGCGAGGAGACGGCGAGGGAACGGGCGAUGGUAGGUUUCAGUGAAGGGAGCCAUAUCUUUGCGCUCGAGUAUAGGACCGUCCGGAGGCGCAUAUUCAGCCUCGGGCGUGAUUUCACUCCAAAGUUGGGCGGGUAUGGUGGAAGGGUUCAGAAGGAUUCCGUCUUUGGGCAUCAUGAUGCGGCGACGACAACGACGACGCCGACGACGAAGGGGGACGGCUCAUCGGCUGAGUCCAAUGCAGUCAUUGUCCUGGACGAUGAAGGCGACGAGUGGUUGGACGAUCUGCACGAGCCGCCAGAGGUUGAGACCCUCUGUGGCGUCAGCAUAGCCUACGACAGCACUGUCAAAUCAUAGAAACGUUGAUGAAUGUGAUACGAUUGCACAUCCUCUGGAGCCUGACUUGGCUUCAUCAUUUCAGGGUCAAUGGUGCAUAGCCAUAACCUCUUGCUAGCGUCGGCUCGUCAGCAAGAAACCCUAAACCAGACAUCACGUAUCAUUAUUAAGACUUGCCGUCUUAAAGCUCCGGAAGGGAGAUAAGAGGUGGGUGUGAAGAGCUAAAAAGGGGAC